UAAAGAGCAGUUUUAAGUGGUGGUUGCAUAAUAAAUGUGCUUAGUUAACUGUGGAUUUUUGGUGAGUACAAAUUUGAUCAAGAUUAACAGGUGUACAGUUUAAUUCGUUGUAUUCUGCUCUUUAUAGAUAUCCUCAUAUCGUCAGAAUAAUCUGCAGCGGCAGAAGAUGUCUUAUUCAACUGUUGAAAGAGGCCGUCCAAAUUCGCUUGACUACAAGGUUUAUUUUCGUAAUGAAUUUAGCCCAAUAUCGCCAUUUCAUGACAUUCCAAUAUUUGCUGACAAAGAAAACAAAAUUUACAAUAUGGUUGUUGAGGUACCACGAUGGACUAAUGCUAAAAUGGAGAUCAGUACUAAGGAGCCUCUGAAUCCUAUUUGCCAGGAUGUUAAAAAAGGAAAAUUGCGCUUUGUCCAUAACUGUUUUCCACAUCAUGGGUAUAUCUGGAAUUAUGGGGCCAUUCCUCAGACUUGGGAAAACCCCAAUAAAGUUGAUUUAUCAACUGGCUGUAAGGGAGACAAUGAUCCAAUUGAUGUUUGUGAGAUUGGAUACAGGAUAGCAAAUCGAGGACAAGUCAUACAAGUUAAGGUUCUUGGAACCAUGGCACUUGUUGAUGAAGGUAGGAAUUUAUUAUCAUUAGAUUUAUUU
Limulus polyphemus (Atlantic horseshoe crab) is the source of this 643-nucleotide messenger RNA. Its product is annotated as inorganic pyrophosphatase-like. Lineage: Eukaryota; Metazoa; Arthropoda; Merostomata; Xiphosura; Limulidae. Gene Ontology annotation, cellular component: cytoplasm. Gene Ontology annotation, molecular function: inorganic diphosphate phosphatase activity; magnesium ion binding. The transcript has 5 exons. The annotation marks the transcript as partial. The record is from RefSeq and is a predicted model, not a curated record. Gene Ontology annotation, biological process: phosphate-containing compound metabolic process.